Molecule: messenger RNA, 1578 nt
Organism: Leptosia nina
Lineage: Eukaryota; Metazoa; Arthropoda; Insecta; Lepidoptera; Pieridae
Source: the annotation of a GenBank genome assembly
AUGUCGAAAAUUAGUCAAAAUAGUGAUUUGAGCAGUUUAAACGAGCCAAAUAGCCCAUAUGUAACUCCAGGGUGUGAAAAAAACUCGUUUGAAACUAAUAUUAAUACGCCGAGAGGAUCCCGUGUCCAAGCAUCCGAUGAUUCACUUCUCAUAAAUGGUGAUUGCGAUUAUGCUUUGGAACUCCGAGCCUUCAAAUACCAAGUUAUCAUGAAAAUGGACAUGCAAACAAGAGCUAUUAUGAAUCUUCGAGAUUUGUGUAUUUCUCUGAAAUCGGAAUUGCACGAAAUUAAAACGAAGUUCAUGUCGGUAGUUGAACAAAGUGAUAAAAGCAAUAGUGGAAAUAUCAAUCGUGCUCUCAAUGUAAAUAACGGGCAGUGUACUCGUGCCGAGGACAUAUCGGAGAAGCGAAUAGAAAAUAUACCAACACCAACAUUUGCCAAAAUCACUCAAAACCCGAGGCAGGUAGGCGGUAGUACUAGCGAGGCCACGAAAGCCACGAAAAUCAGCUCAGCGACAAUCAAAACGCGACGAGUUAAGAAACAUCAAUUACAAUCGGUGGAUCUAGAGACCGUAGAGUGGCUCUUGUCGCUCGCUCGCUCGCAGCGUCUAGAACAAACUACCGUCGUCCGCGCUGUGCGUGAACUGCCGGCUGUAUCGAGAGGAGCACUUAUCACUAUGAACUGCUCCUGCUUAAACCUAUCUAUGGAAACGGAACAUAGUAACUCGCAGAAUAUGGCGACUAAUGAAAAUAAUAUUGCCUUUAGCAACAAACGUGACUCCAAGAAUAUUACGGUUCGCAAGAAAACAACGGAAAAAGAAGCGGUCGAAUCCUCGAAGCUAGACUAUGCGGCCGAAAUACGUAAUCUGCGGCAAGAAGUUUCGAUGCUAAGAGAUCACUUAGAAACGGCUAUAUCCUUAAUACAUAGUUGUGAAGUAAAGAUAGAUGCCUACUCUGAUCGUAUAUUUUCAAUUUUUGAAAAAGUAAAACCGGAUAACUGUCCUGUACAUCCUAAAAUUAUUACAAAAGAAAAUGUGCAACUGCUCUCUAAAAAAUCGAAAUUAAAAAAUGCGAAUAAAAAUAAAAAUAACAAGAAAACUACACCUAUUCCCUCUUUACAAUCACUAGAAAAGGAGAAGGAAAAAAGUAGUAAAAACUCGGUUUCGCCGAAUUAUAAGCCGGAUGAACUGCAACCUGUGCAAAGGAAGAAACAUCCUACUACUGUGUGCGGCGCGGCUGGUCCCAGUGUCACCACGCUGAAAGCUGUUCAGCCCCGUCGGUUUCUUCACCUUUGGAAUAUGGAGUCCAGCGUGGAAGAAGUUAGGGGCUACCUUCAACAACUAUGUCCAGGAAGUGUAUGUGUGGUCGAAGAACUGAAAGCACGCGGUAACUACAAAUCCUAUAAGAUUGAAGUGCCGGCAAUUUGCUUUGAUACUUGUUUGUCCGCCGAAGUGUGGCCAAUAAACGCUAAAAUAAAAAUCUGGAAGGCACGUACUACGAAACCUGUUGGAACGUCUCAAACGCGACUCAAUCCGCCCUUUCGUGACACAACGACGCCCCUUACAUCAAGUCAAGAGUAA